AUGCCCCUCCCCCCCCGAACCGCCUCCCUCAGCCGGAGCACCAACGAAACCAAAAUCCAAAUCUCCCUCUCCCUCGACGGGGGUAUUCUCCCUCCCUACGAAGCAAGCCCUCACUUCCCGGCGCCCAGCGACCCCGCGCAAGCCGAAGCCGCGAAGAAGGGCAUCGUGCCGGACCCGGCAGCCGCACACGCCACACAGUUCACCCCGACGCAGCAGAUCACCAUUAACACGGGGAUCGGGUUCCUGGAUCAUAUGUUACAUGCGUUGGCAAAACAUUCCGGGUGGAGUUUGGCGGUGAGAGCGAGGGGGGAUUUGUUUAUCGACGACCACCACACAACAGAAGACACCUUCCUCGCAUUGGGCAGCGCAUUCACCGAAGCGCUCGGGGCGCGACAAUCCCUCGCGCGAUUCGGGCGCGGCGACGCGCCGCUCGACGAAGCGCUGUCCUGGGCGGUGAUCGAUCUCUCGAGUCGCCCCUGGGCGGUCAUUAACAUUGGGUUCCGACGGGAGAAGAUCGGCGAUUUGAGUACGGAGAUGAUUACGCAUGGAUUGCAGAGUUUUGCGCAGGCGGCGGGGGUGACGCUGCAUGUGGGAUGCACGUACGGGGAUAAUGAUCAUCAUCGGGCGGAGAGUGCGUUUAAGGCGUUGGCGGUGGCGAUUCGGGCGGCGUGUAUGAGACGGGUCGAGGGGGAGGUUGGGGCGGGGGAUGUGGUUAGUACGAAGGGGGUUUUGUGA
Messenger RNA from Aspergillus ibericus CBS 121593, 735 nucleotides. RefSeq names its product imidazoleglycerol-phosphate dehydratase HIS3 (gene his3). Gene Ontology annotation, biological process: L-histidine biosynthetic process. Lineage: Eukaryota; Fungi; Ascomycota; Eurotiomycetes; Eurotiales; Aspergillaceae. Gene Ontology annotation, molecular function: imidazoleglycerol-phosphate dehydratase activity. The transcript is spliced from 2 exons. The record is from RefSeq and is a predicted model, not a curated record. Bases 1 to 735 code for a protein of 244 amino acids.